Molecule: messenger RNA, 174 nt
Organism: Ilex paraguariensis (yerba mate)
Lineage: Eukaryota; Viridiplantae; Streptophyta; Magnoliopsida; Aquifoliales; Aquifoliaceae
Source: the annotation of a GenBank genome assembly
AUGAAAGACAGAGAAGGUGAGAAAGAGUUGGUAACGCCAGGAGAAGUGUUGGGGAAGGCGUCGGAGUUGAAAGCGGGAAGAGGAGCUUACAUAGCGACCGACAAUAAAACAGUGUACGCCUCCCUGACCGGAUUCCGCUCUCUUAUCCCACCUGUACCGGAUUCUCACGACCAG